Messenger RNA from Sphaerulina musiva SO2202, 1042 nucleotides. Its product is annotated as NADH-quinone oxidoreductase. Gene Ontology annotation, biological process: aerobic respiration; electron transport coupled proton transport; mitochondrial respiratory chain complex I assembly. NCBI's taxonomy places the organism in Eukaryota, Fungi, Ascomycota, Dothideomycetes, Mycosphaerellales, Mycosphaerellaceae. Bases 121 to 840 code for a protein of 239 amino acids. The transcript is spliced from 3 exons. The record is from RefSeq and is a predicted model, not a curated record. Gene Ontology annotation, molecular function: NADH dehydrogenase (ubiquinone) activity; 4 iron, 4 sulfur cluster binding; quinone binding.
ACAUUGACCUCGCCGUCCACAACUCUCCUCUCCUCCCUCUCCCCUUCUCUCCUCAACUCACCGCUCCGCUCCGCUCUACUCCUCCGCCACUCACCACUCCUCCUCCCACAACCCGCCACAAUGCUGGCGACAUCACGCCAGGCCACCUUGGCGCUGCGCGCUGCCCAGCCGAGAACCGCCCUCACGCCCUUUAAAGUCGCCACCGCCUCCAUUUCACAGUCGACGAAGAAGCCCGCACAGGAAGUGGCGCCCGUACGAGGAUAUGGCGCAGGAAAUGUCAAAGGCAAUCCUGGCCCGCCACCGAGCAUGAAGGCGCUGAGCAAAAAGAUGGACCAAGAGGUGCCUUUGGCCAGUCAGGAAGGGAACAAGAGUGCGGUACAAUAUGCGCUCACCACGCUCGAUGCCAUGGCCAAUUGGGCACGUCAAGGCUCCCUCUGGCCGCUCACUUUCGGUCUCGCCUGCUGCGCCGUCGAGAUGAUGCACUUGUCUACCCCCCGAUACGACCAAGAUCGCCUCGGCAUCAUUUUCCGUGCCUCGCCACGACAGUCCGAUGUGAUGAUUGUUGCGGGAACCCUGACGAACAAAAUGGCGCCAGCCCUUCGCCAGGUCUACGAUCAAAUGCCUGAUCCGCGAUGGGUGAUUUCCAUGGGUUCGUGUGCCAAUGGUGGAGGCUACUACCAUUACUCGUACUCGGUGACGAGAGGUUGUGACCGGAUUGUACCGGUGGAUAUCUAUGUUCCAGGGUGUCCACCGACGAGUGAGGCGCUCAUGUACGGCAUCUUCCAGUUGCAGAAGAAGAUGAGACAUACCAAGAUUACGAGAAUGUGGUACAGGAAGUAGAGCAAGGCAGGCAGAGCACGAGAGUCGGCAUGUGAUUUCACACACUGUGUAUUUGGGCGUUGAGAGGAGCGGGAAGUGCUAGCUGCUACUAGAGAGAGCUCGAGCUACAGCAUCACAAAACAAUACCUACUGUACCUACUGUAGGAUGUGUACAUAUUGCAGAGUGGCUUGCUGUAUUGUUGUUUUCGGUCAUAUGUGUGCC